CAGAGCCCCUUGCGGCGGGGACUGCGCUCAACGUGGACAGGCUCCCAGCCCGUUCCCACCCUCUUCGCUCCUGCCCCAGCGGCCCUGGGGGCGGGGGCGGGGGCUCCCUGGUGGUUCUCCCCGGGCGGAGUGGGGGCUUCUGGGGGAGACUCCGAGGCCGCUCUGCAGGGACGUCAUGCAGGAGAAUGACAAGACCUUGACCUCGCUGGCAGGUUCCAGGACCAAGAAAAGGAAUCCCCAUCAAGAAGAGCCUGCGGGCUCAAAACUGCAAGGGAUGCCCCAGAGCCCUGAGCAGGGAGACACUGGCCAUAGCCAGGGAAGGAGAGGACGGCAGCAGGGAGACACAGAGGGAGAACCCACUGAUGAAGAAUGUUCUAAGAAGCUCCUUGGCUUGCAAAGAACCUGCACAGCAGAGAGACCCUAUAAAUGCCCCGAAUGUGGGAAAAGCUUCACCCAGAGCUCUAUGCUCAUCCGCCAUGAGAGAUCCCACACGGGAGAAAAACCCUACACAUGCUCUGUCUGCGGGAAGAGUUUUAGUCAGAGGUCCAAUCACAUGCAGCAUCAGAGGAUCCACACAGGGGAGCGACCCUAUAAAUGCACUGACUGUGGGAAAAGCUUCUCUCUGAGCUCCCGCCUGCUCCAGCAUCAGAUGGUGCAUACUGGAGAGCGGCCUUACAAAUGCCCUGACUGUGGGAAGAGCUUCAACCAGAAGUCAAACCUGAAGCAGCACCAGAGAAUCCACACAGGGGAGCGACCCUACAGACGCCCUGACCAUGGAGAAAGCCACUCUCUGAGCCCACCCCAGGAGAUCCAUAAAGUAGAGAGACCCUAUAAGUGUCCCCAGUGUGGAAAAUGCUUCCGUGUAAGCUCACACCUUAUUAGACAUCAAGUCACCCACACAGGAGAGCGACCCUAUAAAUGCUCCGACUGUGGGAGAAGCUUCUCGCUGAGCUCUCACCUCAUCCGGCACCGGAUAGUCCACACAGAGGAUAAACCUUACGUCUGCACUGAGUGUGGGAAGAAGUUUAGCCUAAGCUCCAGGCUCGAUAGGCACCUGAGAACCCACACGGGAGAGAGACCCUAUAAAUGCCCCAACUGCGGGAGUGGCUUCGUCGACAGCUCCGCUCUUAUUAAGCACCAGAGGAUUCACACCGGGGAGCGACCCUAUACCUGCCCUGAAUGUGGGAAGAGCUUUGGUCGGAGCUCAUACCUUAUCACCCACCAAAGAACCCAUACGGGAGAGAGACCCUAUAAAUGCCCCGACUGUGGAAAAAGCUUUGUCGGCAGCUCUGAUCUUAAUAAACACCAUCGCACCCACACCGGGGAGCGCCCCUAUAACUGCCCUGAAUGUGGAAAGAGCUUCAGCCGGAGCUCAAACCUUAUUGCCCAUCAGAGAAUCCACACACGUUCCUUCACUCCUGCUCAGGAAUGUGGUUAAGGGGAUUUUGAAUGUUGGCAUUAAACAUUUUGGGACGGUUAUUUAUUUGAUCACUUGGCUCCCAUGUAGCCUCUUAUUUCCAACCCUGCUAGUGCCUUGUUCAUCUUGUGUUACACCCUGUGUUUAAUACGGCUAAAUGUAAAUGUAUAUAUCUGGGAAUAGAGUGUUGGCCAGACUUACAGGAUGGGGGACUGUCCUGGGAAGCUGGGACUCUGGAAAAGAUUUGGAAGUUAUGGUGGAUAAUCAGCUGAACGUGAGCUCUCCCUGCGACACUGUAGUCAAAAGAUCUAAUGCAAUCCUGGGAUGCAUAAACAGGGGAUUCUCAAGUGGGAGUAGAGAAGUUAUUUUACCUUUGUAUUUGGCACUUUUGCAACCACUGCUGGAAUAUUGUGUCCAGUUCUGGUACCUACAAUUCAAGAAGGAUGUUGAUAAAUUGGAGAGGGGUCAGAAAAGAGCCACAAGAAUGAUUAAAGUAUUAGAAAGCAUGCCUUAUGGUGGCAGACUCAAGGAGCUUAAUCUAUUUUGCUGAACAAAGAGAAGAUUAUGAGAUGAUUUGAUCACAGUCUAUAAGUAAUUCCGUAGGAAAAAAAUAUUUAAUAAUGAACUCUUCCGUCUAGCAGAGAAAGAUCUAACACAAUCCAGUGGCUGGAAGUUGAAGUCAGACAAAUACAGACUGGAAAUAAGGCAUAAUUUUUUAAUGGUCAGAGUAAUUAGCCAUUGGAGAACUGACCAAGGGCUGUGGUGGAUUCUCCGUCACUGACAAUUUUUAAAUCAAGAUGGGAUGUUUUUCUGAAAGCUCUGCUCUAGGAAUUAUUUUGAGGAAGCUCUAUGGACUGUACGAUACAGGAGGUCAGACUAGAUGACCACAAUGUCUUUAGAAUCUGUGAAUCUACAUAAAGCCUUGUAAGGAAUAGAUUUUUAGUUGGUAAUUGUCAAUUUCACCGUGCACACACAAACCAGUGACAAAAUAUUUCCAGUGAUAAUCAAAAUUUACAGAUAGGCAAAGUAAGAAAAAUGCUGCUUCAGAACUUCUUGGAGUCAAAAUCCAGUGACUGGAAAUAAGCUUGUUACAAAUUCUCUAGUGAAUGAAUAGGUAGGAUUUGGUGAUGUCAGGAUAUUGACUUUGUAUAUUUUGACAUGUGAUAUUGACAAUUUGGUUUUAAUGGUUUAUAAAACUUUAAUUUUUUUGAAUCUCAACAUCUGCUAUCAUUAAAUAAUUAUCUGACCCUCCCCACUUAAUUUCUGGCAACUGUGAAAAUUUAAGGAGAUAAAAAUAAAUGCUUAAAAAUAAACAUUG
Molecule: messenger RNA, 2735 nt
Organism: Dermochelys coriacea (leatherback sea turtle)
Lineage: Eukaryota; Metazoa; Chordata; Testudines; Dermochelyidae
Product: zinc finger and SCAN domain-containing protein 2-like
Exons: 2
Coding region: 176-1438 (420 amino acids)
Biological process (GO): regulation of transcription by RNA polymerase II
Molecular function (GO): DNA-binding transcription factor activity, RNA polymerase II-specific; RNA polymerase II cis-regulatory region sequence-specific DNA binding
Source: RefSeq, a predicted model, not a curated record